GACUGGAUCAUACAGUAUGAUCCCAAGGAAUACAUCCAUCGUGUUGGUCGAACCGCUCGCGGAGAUAGCAUUGCUGAUGUUACGACCGAAGGAGCUUGGCUUCCUUUGUUAUCUCGAAAAGGCUCAUGUAUCCAUAAACGAAUAUGAAUUCUUUUGGAAUAAAAUUGCCGAUAUACAAUUACAGCUUGAGAAGUUAAUAUCGAAGAAUUACUUCUUACACCAGUUGGCAAAGGAAACUUUCAGGAACUACGUUAGAGCGUAUGAUUCACAUCAUUUGAAGCAGGUCUUUGAUAUAGAGACUCUGGAUCUGGCGAAAGUCGCCAAAUCUUUCGGAUUUACUGUAUCACCGGCAGUAGACUUAAAAGUGGAAAUUAGUAAGGCUUCACGACCACAAAAGGGGCUCAGCGGAGACGGUUACGGAUAUUUAAAAAAUAUAAACGACCCGAGUUCGGCAAAGCGGCUGAAGCGCACCAAGACCUUUCGCCAGAUAGGCAAACGUGGGCAGGAUAAUCAGUAAUUCAGCAGGUAACAGUCAUCUACGCGCACCUUAUAGGUGUAGAUAGACAAUGGUGUUCGACGACGCAUCAUUAAGGAUCAAUUUAAUGAUAUUAAUACAUCUCGAUGUGAUAGCAUCGACAGUUGACAAUCUCAAUUUGAUUGCUAGAAAAUGAUCUUAUCGCACUACUAACAAUUCGUAAAUAAAGUGCAACAUGUGAGAA
Molecule: messenger RNA, 719 nt
Organism: Mycetomoellerius zeteki
Lineage: Eukaryota; Metazoa; Arthropoda; Insecta; Hymenoptera; Formicidae
Gene: pit
Product: pitchoune
Exons: 4
Coding region: 17-517 (166 amino acids)
Source: RefSeq, a predicted model, not a curated record